Molecule: messenger RNA, 1072 nt
Organism: Peromyscus eremicus (cactus mouse)
Lineage: Eukaryota; Metazoa; Chordata; Mammalia; Rodentia; Cricetidae
Gene: Lyplal1
Product: lysophospholipase like 1
Exons: 5
Coding region: 31-750 (239 amino acids)
Biological process (GO): protein depalmitoylation
Cellular component (GO): cytoplasm
Molecular function (GO): palmitoyl-(protein) hydrolase activity; carboxylic ester hydrolase activity
Source: RefSeq, a predicted model, not a curated record
UGGCCGCGCGGCUUGGCUCUCGGUUCCGCCAUGGCUGUCGCACCCGGUGCGGCUCACCUGCAGCGUUGUGUGGUGUCGCCGGCCGGGAGACACACUGCUUCGCUGAUUUUCCUGCACGGCUCAGGUCAUUCUGGCCAAGGACAGAGAGAAUGGAUCAGCAAUGUGCUAAACCAGGACUUAACAUUCCAGCACAUAAAGAUUAUUUACCCAACGGCCCCCUCCAGGCCAUAUACUCCUAUGAAGGGAGGGCUCUCCAAUGUGUGGUUUGACAGAUUUAAAAUAUCUAAUGACAGCCCGGAACACCUUGAGUCAAUUGAUAGAAUGUGUCAAGUGCUCACUGAAUUGAUUGAAGAUGAAGUAAAAAAUGGCAUCCAGAAGAGCAGGAUAUUAGUAGGGGGAUUUUCUAUGGGAGGCUGCAUGGCGAUACAUCUUGCAUAUAGAAAUCACCGAGAUGUGGCAGGAGUAUUUGCUCUUUCUAGUUUUCUGAAUAAAGAGUCUGCUGUUUACAAGGAUCUCCAGCACAGUGACGGCACGCUCCCUGAGCUUUUUCAGUGUCACGGCAUUGCAGACGAGCUGGUUCUUCACUCUUGGGGCCAGGAGACAAACUCAAACCUGAAGUCUCUAGGAGUGAGCACAGUGUUUCACAGUUUCCCAAAUCUCUACCAUGAGCUGAACAGAACUGAGCUCGAGAGGCUGAAGUCGUGGAUUCUUACAAAGCUCCCAGGAGAGAUCAACAGCCAGAAUAAAUGAAUCCUCACCAGCAUAUUGAUUAUUAGCUUACAUUUAAGAAAUUUUUUCCUUAUUUGAUCCUCACAAAAAUUAUCAUAGUGACACAGCCAACACUCCCAUAAUACAUGAAUGGAGUUUAUAAUAAUCUGUUUUCAUUCAAAAAAAUUGUCUUGAGAAUCAUCAUGUUGUAAAUGCCACCUGUUUACUUUGUGGCUGCAUAGAUGUCAUUUUAUGAACACACUGCAAUUUGCUGGUCCAUUCACCACAGGUUUGGGUUACUUCCUGUGUGGGGCUGUCAUAAAUAGGGCUAUUGUGAGGUGUAAGCAUCCACCCUUACAAGAGA